UUAAACAUCACCCGGAAGUACAGUACUUCGUCGAUGUCAAUUAUUUGUUUGUUGUCAGUAAAAUCACCGAUAGAUGAGUAGAAUAUCUUUGGUAAAAGUAAUUGCAUGUGUAAAUGUUGGCUAUCUAUAGAAAACGGGUUUAGUUUGCUAGCUAACUAGUAUAGUAUUAGCUAGCUUGCAUGCAGAUAUCAACCUUUUUAGCCACGUUGUAAGCGCUUAGUGUAUAUUCUAGGCUUGGUCACUAUCUAACCUUACCAUCAAACUCUUUAGCUAUCUAACAGUAGCUUGUUCCAGUGGCUAUUCUUCUUUGCAAACUAGCUAUGGAUAACAUUAUUGAUCCAGCAUCAGAACAAGAUCUCCCUUCUUUCUCCUUGCGUCUCCUGGUUCCACCUCUACGCCUGAUGUCUGCUUUCAUGUGGCAAGUGGCUCAACAACGUAAUGUGAUGCAAUAUGGGAAGCUGGAGGAGUUUGUGACUUUUGUGACAGAGAUGGUUCCAGAGCUGCUGAGCUCCAGGCAGAGGACCCAACUCAUUAUAGGACUGAGAGCAAGGAUGGUUUUAGAGUUGUGUUGCAGUGCGGGCAGAGCUGACCUCCUGACCAUCCAGGCCCACCUGGACAUAAUCCACACUUUGACAGAAAAAUCCUUACACAAAGAAAGUCAUGGUGAUGAAUUGGAGGCUUCAGAUUCUAACUUUGUGGAGCUAGUCCAAACUCUGCUGGGAGACCCUUCUGAGAGGGAGCAUUUCUUCCAGGAGGUGUUCCCAGUCCACUAUGGCCCUCUGUAUGACACAGCGCUGCAGACACUGGUGUGGGAGUUCCUCUCCAGACUGGGGGAGCUGCUGCCUGUACCAGACCUCACGCAGACAACAGCAUGGCUCAGUGCUGCCCCCUCUGUCCUGGAGGAAUGUGGACAGACUGUCUUUGACCCUGAACAACUGAAGACAGUGCUGCAGCACCAUCAGCGUCAUGGAAACAUGAACAAGAGUCAUGCCUCUAAAUACACUGCAGAUACCAUCCUGUCCACACUGUCCCUCCCUCCAAAAAUGAGAGUUGUUAUUAACUAUGAGCCAGACAACUCUGACAAUGGGAGGCAAUACUCAGAUGAAUGCAUAGAUAAUGGGGUCUGUGAAAAUGAAGACCACAAUGAAAUCCUGGAUGAAAGCACUGAUAGAUGUUGGGAGGAUCUAGGACUGUCAACAUCAGAGCAACAGGAGGGUCUGCCACCUGCAGAGACCUCAGUGUUGGUUACUCCAGUACCCUGUGAUGAAUUUAACUUGGAUCAUUCUCUCAACGUAAUGGUGAAUGCUGACGAGCCAUCCCAGGUUCUUAACUGCACUCUACCUCCAUUCUCUCACGGUGAAGUGGCCAACCUCUGCAAGGACAUCAAGACCGACCAAGUAGAAAAGGACAGAAAGCAGGUUGACAAGAAUACAAAGGUGGUCAGAAAGGGGGACAAAAAGAAUGAGAUCAAACAGGUUGACAAGAAAACAAAGGUGGUCAGAAAGGGGGACAAAAAUAAUGAGAUGAAACAGGUUGACAAGAAAACAAAGGUGGUCAGAAAGGGGGACAAAAAGGUUGACACGAAACAAGAGGGAUCCCCUGUACCCCAAAACAGGACUCAUACAUGUGAGUGUGGGAAGGUUUUCAAAAAACCAUCACUGCUGACGCUACAUAUGGGAGUUCACACGAUGCCAUAUCAUUGUGACCAGUGUCCCAAACGAUAUGCUACUCCUGGGGCUCUGAAAAAACACCAGUUACUUCACACAGAAGAAAGACCAUUCGCAUGUGAACACUGUGACCGGAGGUACAGGAGUGCAUAUGAUCUCAAAGUGCACGUACGCAUUCACUCUGGGGAGCGCCGUCACAUGUGUACCAUCUGUGGUAAGAGGUUUACCCAGCAGUGUGCACUAGUGAGACACAUGCGAAUGCAUGCUGGGGAGAAGAAUUACUUAUGUAGCAUAUGUGGUAAGGCAUUCCUUAGCUCAGGAGAACUGCGUCUGCAUACACGAACGCACACAGGAGAAAACCCCCACACCUGUAAACAUUGUGGAAAGGGUUUCAAAGCAUCUUGCCAUCUUAUGGUUCAUCUGCGAUCUCAUACAGGCGAGCGUCCUUACACCUGCACCCAAUGCCCCAAGUCUUUCACUACUUCAGACGCUCUUAGAAAGCAUGUAUAUACUCACACUGGGGAGAAACCUCACCGGUGCUCAGAGUGUGGGAAAACAUUUACUCAAAGGGGUAAUAUGGUAAAUCAUAUGAGAAGAGUUCAUCGACCGGUUAAGAUUCUCCAAAAGCAGUCCAACAGAAAGACAGACAAAGUCUCAUAAAAAGAUCGAAGAGAUCGAAAGAAACCAUGUAGGAGUUAAUUCCAAUGUAAAUACUAGUACUAUACACAUGAUUUUUUGUAUAUCAGAUUAUCAUACUAAUAAUCAUUUCAAUAAAUUUCUUCAGAUUUGUCAUGUCUACACAUGAUAUUUGAGACUACAAAUAAUGAUAAUGAUUUUAGAAGCGGGAUUAUGAUUGACCCAAUUUAAACGGUUUAAAAACUUCUUAGGGCUGAGAUCCUGUUAAUGGGAUCGAUAUGACAACAGCCAGUGAAAGUGCAGGGAGCCAAAUUCAAACAGAAAUCUCAGUUAAAAAUCCUCAAACAUACAAGUAUCUUAUACCAUUUUAAAGGUAAUCUUCUUGUUAAUCCCACCACAGUGUCCGAUUUCAAAUAGGCUUUACAGCGAAAGCACCACAAACGAUUAUGUUAGGUCAUAAUCAAGUCACAGAAAAACAGCCAUUUUUCCAGCCAAAGAGUGGAGUCACAAAAAUCAUAAAGAGAGAAUUAAUCAUUAACCUUUGAUGAUCUUCAUCAGAUGACACUCAUAGGACUUCAUGUUACACAAUACAUGUAUGUUUUGUUUGAUAAAGUUCAUAUUUAUAUAAAAAAAAUCUCAGUAUACAUUGUUCAGUAGUUCCAAAAACAUCCAAUGAUUUUGCAGAGAGCCACAUCAAUUUACAGAAAUACUCAUUAUAAAUGUUGAUGAAAAUACAAGUGUUAUACAUGGAACUUUAGAUAAACUUCUCCUUAAUGCAACCGCUGUGUCAGAUUUCAAAAAAGCUUUACGGAAAAAGCAAACCAUGCAAUAAUCUGAGUACGGCACUCAGAGACCCAACAUGCCAAAAAGACAUCCGCCAUAUUGUGCAGUCAACAGAAGUCAGAAAUAACAUUAUAAAUAUUCACUUAUCUGAUGAUCUUCAUCAGAAUGCACUCCCAGGAAUCCCAGUUCCACAAUAAAUGUUUGUUUUGUUCGAUAAUGUCCAUCUAUGUUAAAAUAGCUACUUUUGUUAGCGUGUUUUGUAAACAAAUCCAAAGUCACGAAGCGCAUUCACUAGGGGCAGACGAAAUGUCAAAAAGUUCCGUUACAGUCCGUAGAAACAUGUCAAACGAUGUAUAGAAUCAAUCUUUAGGAUGUUUUUAAUAUAAAUCUUCAAUAAUGUUCCAUCCGGAGAAUCCUUUGUCUGUAGAAAAGCAAUGGAACGGGAACUACCUCUCACAUGAACAAGCGUCACGAGUUUGUGGCACUCUGCCAGACCACUGACUCAAAGAGCCCUUAUGAACCCCUCCUUUACAGUAGAAGCCUCAAAUAAGUUUCUAAAGACGGUUGACAUCUAGUGGACGCCUUAGGAAGUGCAACAGGACCAAUAUCCCACUGUAUCUUCAAUUGGGAAUGAGUUGAAAAUCAACCAACCUCACAUUUCCCACUUACUGGUUGGAUUUUUCUCUCAGUUUUCUUGCCUGCCAUAUGAGUUCUGUUAUACUCACAGACAUCAUUCAAACAGUUUUAGAAACUUCAGAGUGUUUUCUAUCCAAAUAUACUAAUAAUAUGCAUAUAUUAGCAACUGGGACUGAGUAGCAGGCACUUUACUCUGGACACCUUAUUCAUCCAAGCUACUCAAUACUGUCCCCAGCCAUAAGAAUUUAAACCUCCAGAUUCCUUUACAUUUGUAAAAUAUGGAGAAACAAUGCAUCCCCAACUACCUCCAGAGGUUUUCAGGAAGAUUUGAUCGCAUUCGGUUCAUGAUGUCUUUUUAAUUGCCUACACUUCUAAAAAUGUGGGCACAAUCAGAAUGUUGAAAAUCAGAACGUAUGUUAGAGCAAGGUAUAAACGGGCUUGAUUCAAUCUGUAUUGCAGAAUGAUCACAGAAGAUUUGCAUUAUAGCUCGAUUAAAAUUUAAAGGCAAAGUUACUGUGUUUGCGGAGACUGCUUUCACGGAAAAUGCUGCAUAUGUCGACUCAAUCGGAAAUAACCUUUAAAUUUGAGCACAGAUCUUCUGUGAUACAGAUUGAAUCCAGCCAGUCUAUACAUUUCUCUCCCAGAUUUGCAAAACCAGUGGUGCAAAGUUUGAGGUCCAGGGUUCAAAUCCAUCUUUUCUUGUUUGUUGGGUUAUAGAGAUAUACAAUGACUCAACAAAUCUACCAAUCCAAGUGGUGCAUUAGGAUUGUUCCAAGACACAAAAUCAUGUUUGGACAGACAAAAUUGUAGCUUCUAAUCCUCUGUUCCUUAUUUCUUUACAUUAGGUAAUAUCAUUCAUUGAAUGAGUCAGCUGUGCCAUAAUAUUAGUGCUGCAGGACAACAAAACAAUUUCUUGCAGUCAAAGUUCAAAUAUUGUCUUUUUAUUUGAGUUGAAAUCCGCUACAACAGAAAACAACACAAGGACAAACUUUCAACACUGGUUUAAAUGUAUUAAGCAUUUCAUAUUACAAUGAUGUCAUAGACGUGGCAAAGGCAUUUCUCUCGGAUGUUUGUGGGGAAAAGUAGAACAUGACAUUCUCAUACAUGACAGCUCCGUCUGACAUGUUGGCAAAGUUUCCUCCCAAUCAUUUACACUUUGGGCUGGUUUCCCGGACUCAUCGUCAGCCUAGUCUUAGACUAAAAACUGUUCACGGGAGAUUCUCUCCAUUGAACGUUCUUCUCAAUCCAAAACUAGGUUUAAGGCUGGAUUUAAUCCGUAUCGCUGAAGAGCUGCGCCACAGAGUUUCUAAACCCAGAGACUUCUGGGAAUGCUUGUGAAACAGACCAAGCAAACCAGGCUGGGGUUUGAGAAGUCAAUGCGAGAAGUGAAAAAUUAUGAAUUAGUUGUUCUCAAUUUAAAGGCAAAACAUAGCUUCGAGACAAUAUCUUAAGUAGUUGAACAUGUUAUUACUCCAACAUCGUGAAAGUGUCAAACUAACACGUUUACAUUUUUGUGCCUUUGAUUUGAGGCCUGCACAUGCGCAGUACGGUGCGAGACGACCGUUAGACCUGAUGACGUGUUUCUGCACAGAGCAUAGCUAGCCAAUGUCGCCAUGACAUCGCCAACAAGUAUGGUCAGGGAUUUCUUUUGGAGAAGCAGUUUGCACCUACGUUACUGUCUUUGGCUGCACAAUAGAGAUGUAAAGGCAAUGUUCCCGAGUUUGUGGAGACCACAUUCAUGGUAAACGCUGCAUAUGUCGGCCCAAUCAGAAAUGAUAAACAUUUAAACUGCACUAGAGCGCUACAGAAUGAAUCCAGCCCUUAAU
Messenger RNA from Oncorhynchus nerka (sockeye salmon), 5548 nucleotides. Its product is annotated as zinc finger protein 558-like. Gene Ontology annotation, molecular function: DNA-binding transcription factor activity, RNA polymerase II-specific; RNA polymerase II cis-regulatory region sequence-specific DNA binding. The coding region runs from base 321 to 2327 and encodes 668 amino acids. The record is from RefSeq and is a predicted model, not a curated record. Lineage: Eukaryota; Metazoa; Chordata; Actinopteri; Salmoniformes; Salmonidae. The transcript is spliced from 8 exons. Gene Ontology annotation, biological process: regulation of transcription by RNA polymerase II.